AUGAAACCAGAGAUGUUAUUAAAGAUUAAAGAGGAGGUCACGAAACAUAUCGAUGCAGGUUUUCUUCAGGAGGAAAAAUAUCCUGAGUGGGUAGCCAAUAUAGAGUCGGUUCCUAAAAAUGAUGGGAAGGUUCACAUGUGCGUAGAUUACCGAGACCUUAACAAAGCUAGCCCAAAGGACAAUUUUCCAUUACCUCAUAUAGACACCCUGGUGGAUAAUAAUGCGGGGCAUUCAUGGUUUUCCUUCAUGAAUGGCUUCUCAGGGUACAAUCAGAUCAAAAUGAACCCUGAGGACAUGGAGAAAAUGAAGUUUAUAACCAUGUGGGGAACUUUCUACUACAAAGUAAUGACAUUCGGGUUAAAGAAUAUUGGGCUUACUGAUAAAUAUAAUCCGAUAUUCAAAUUACUCAAAAAGAAUAAUCCUGAGGUAUGGAAUAACAAAUGCCAUCAGGCUUUGGAAGUUAUCAAAAGAUUGGCUAGAUGGCAGAUAUUGUUAUCCGAGUUUGAUAUUGUCUAUGUGAGUCAAAAGGCAAUAAAAGGGAGCGUUAUAACACAUUUUCUUGCAAGUCGUGCCUCGGAGGACUAUGAGUCUCUAAACUUCAAUUUCCCAGAUGAAGAUUUAAUGUGCAUUUCUACCGAGGAUGAGAGCUCCGAAGGCAACAAAUCUUGGAUUUUAUACUUUGAUGGUGCCUCUAACGCUUAA
Hibiscus syriacus is the source of this 702-nucleotide messenger RNA. RefSeq lists its product as uncharacterized. NCBI's taxonomy places the organism in Eukaryota, Viridiplantae, Streptophyta, Magnoliopsida, Malvales, Malvaceae. Bases 1 to 702 code for a protein of 233 amino acids. The record is from RefSeq and is a predicted model, not a curated record. The transcript has 3 exons.